Molecule: messenger RNA, 1758 nt
Organism: Drosophila innubila
Lineage: Eukaryota; Metazoa; Arthropoda; Insecta; Diptera; Drosophilidae
Gene: Nt5c
Product: 5'-nucleotidase domain-containing protein 3
Exons: 7
Coding region: 93-1754 (553 amino acids)
Molecular function (GO): 5'-nucleotidase activity
Source: RefSeq, a predicted model, not a curated record
CAGAUAAAACAGUGCUGUACAAUGCACAAAACAUCUAAUUUGUUAUAUGAAGAACGCACAUUGAUUUCAUUAAAUCAAAGCAAACAAAUUAAAUGUGUGCAGCGCGUAGUCAAAUUGUUAGUGCAUUGUUUAAACAAAAUGUGGUCGUUGGACGCAUUCAAACAGCUUGUAAAAAUAAUGCCAGUAAACAAAAUCAUCGCAAAUAUUGCAAUAUUUCAAGGCACCUGAAUACAAGCACAAAUACAAGCAUAAUUGUUGAUAAUACGGCUGAAACCGUUACGCCGCACGCUCUUAUCAAUCAAUCAAUCAAGCCAAAAAGUGUGAGUGAUUUCCAAGAGCUCUACGAAGCAACCAAAAAGAAAUUUCAAUCCAAAAAACUACCCGUCGAUGUCCAUCCAGAUGCGGUGUUUGCCUGCAAUGAACUUGACCUGAGUGAGGUGCAGGUCUAUGGCUUCGACUAUGAUUAUACGCUGGCCUGUUAUAAGCCCAUAUUGGAGAAUUUGCUCUACAAUUUGGCACGGGAAAUGCUCGUGAAACGCUUCAGAUAUCCGGAUGAUAUCUUGGAACUCGAGUAUGAACCUAAUUUUGCUGUGCGCGGACUGCACUAUGAUGUGGAGAAGGGUCUACUUGUCAAACUUGACUCGUUUCUGCAGCUCCAAUUGGGAUCCGUUUAUCGGGGACGCACCAAAGUGGAGGCCGAUGAGGUCCUGAAACUCUAUCACAAUCGUCUGCUGCCCAUUGCCUAUGUGGAGGGUCCCAAUAGCUCCCAUCAACACAAUACAAACUCGAAGAUGGUACAACUGGCAGAUCUAUUCUCAGUGCCAGAAAUGUGUCUGCUGUGCAAUGUUAUCGAAUAUUUCGAGCACAAUCGCAUCGAUUACAAUCCCGAAAUAGUAUUCCAUGAUACGAGAACCGCAAUGGGUUCCUGCCAUCCCAUAAUGCAUGCGACUGUAAUGAAGAAUACGGAAAAAUAUAUCGAACGCAAUGCAAAAUUGGUGCACUAUUUAAAAAAACUGCAAAAGGCGGGCAAGAAUCUCUUUCUGGUAACCAACAGUCCAUUUUCAUUUGUGAACUGUGGCAUGUCUUUUCUGGUAGGACCCAAUUGGCGUGAUUUCUUCGAUGUGGUCAUUGUCCAGGCUCGAAAACCCAAAUUCUUUACGGACGAAUCUCGGCCCAUACGGCUCUACGAUGAGAAAACUAGAUCACAUGUCUGGGAUCGCGUUUUCAAGCUGGAGAAAGGCAGAAUAUAUUAUGAGGGUUCUGUGCGUCAACUGCAGGAACUGAAAGGUUGGCGUGGUCACUCAGUGCUCUAUUUUGGCGAUCAUCCUUAUAGCGAUCUGGCGGAUGUCACCUUGAAGCACAGCUGGCGUACAGGUGCUAUAAUCAGCGAGUUAGCUCACGAAAUUGAAACAUUGAAUCGCGUGGAUUUUAAGAAGAACGCCAAUUGGCUGCAGAUGCUGACGCAGCUCAUCGAGGACACGCAGGACGAUGACAGCGAGGCGGCUCAGGUGUGUCUACGUGCUUGGAUGGAGGAGCGUGAUCAAUUGCGCAACAAAACAAAGAACGUGUUCAACGAACAAUUUGGCAGCGUUUUUCGCACGUAUCACAAUCCCACGUAUUUCUCACGUCGUCUUUUCCGGUUUGCCGACAUUUAUACGAGUGACAUUACGAAUUUGCACAAGUUCUCGACAUCGCACACCUUUUAUCCCCGACGCGGCGUUAUGCCCCAUGAAUAUGCCUCACAUUUUAUUUAAAACA